Hemisphaericaspora subhashii is the source of this 1341-nucleotide messenger RNA. Its product is annotated as Golgi transport complex subunit. Gene Ontology annotation, cellular component: COG complex. The transcript has a single exon. Lineage: Eukaryota; Fungi; Ascomycota; Pichiomycetes; Serinales; Debaryomycetaceae. Gene Ontology annotation, biological process: intra-Golgi vesicle-mediated transport; cytoplasm to vacuole targeting by the Cvt pathway. The coding region runs from base 1 to 1341 and encodes 446 amino acids. The record is from RefSeq and is a predicted model, not a curated record.
AUGUCGCAAAUCCUAUUAGAUACCCUUAAAGAUGGUCUUGAUUCAGAGUAUCAAGUGCUCUUACAAAACAAUCCUCAAUUCCUGAAACAAGCAGAACAAUAUCUAUCAGAAUUAUUGAUUAAUGAUGAUUUAUUAUCAACAGAAGCUUUCAUGGCAUCGUCUGAACUGCAACAGACUAGCAACACUACAAUGACUCAAUCAGAGAGUACGGCAACCACCAAAAGAACCCUCAUUGAAGAAAUUGCCGAAUUAGAUAUGAAUCAACGAGCAGUUAAUCUUAAAUUAAGUUCAUUAACCGAUUCAAAUCGUGAUUUAAUUAUUGAUAUAAGUAAUGAUUUGCAACUGGUUCAUUCAAAACUCAAUCAAGAAUAUCAAUCACAAAUAGAUUCAUUGAUGAAACUUAUAGAUAAUGAAAAAAAUUCAUCCUUUCAUAGCCAUCAUCAUCAUAAUGAUAAUUAUAAAUAUUUAGUUAAUCUUAAUAAUUCAAUCUUGGAUAAAAUUGAUUCUGUAUUGGAUAUACUUGAAUUACCUACAUUAUGUAGAUUAUGUAUCCUUCAAGGGAAUUAUCAAGAAAGUUUAGAAAUCUCAAUGUUGAUUCAAGCAUUAAUUAUUCGAUUUCCAAAAUUAUCAAUCUUUAUCAAGAUUCAUGAAAAAAUUGAAUAUGAAUUGAAAUUAAUGGUGAAUGGUUUGGUGAAAUUAUUAAAUACAAAUCUUAAACAAAAUAACAUCUUGAAGAUUUUUCAAAUAUUGAAUAAAUUGGAUUUAUCUGGUGGCUCAUUGUUGUUUAAUAAUAGUCAUAAUGGAAAAGAUACUAAAUAUCAAAAGGAUAAAUUCUUGAAAUUAAUUUAUUUAAAUUCUCGAUAUAAAUUCAUUAUAAAUGAAAUUGAAAGUUUGAAACCUUUGAUUAAAUUUAAUAAAUUAAGUUAUUUAAAGAGAUUCAUUGAAACAUAUCGUGAAUUCAUAUUUAAUUCUUUAUCAAUAUUUAAUAUCAUCUUCAAACCAACAACAGCGACUAGUGAAGACGAUAAUGAGAACAGUUUAUUAAUUAAUCAAUUCAUAAGAAGUCUAGCUGGAUUAUUAUGUAGAGAAUUAUCCGCAUAUUUACCUGAUAUCAAACUACAAAACACCAAUACAGACGACUUGGAAGCUGAAAUUGAUUUAUCAAGCCAAAUUGAUGGUCUCAUAUUACAAAUAAUAUAUCUAUGUAAAUCAUUAUCCAAUUUCCAAGUAGAUUUCGAACCAAUAAUCCUAAAUGAAUUAUGUUAUACCACGCCCACACCAUUAAUAUCAGAAUCAGAUUGGUUACGAAACUCACAAAAAGUAAAAAGACAUAGACAUUAA